Molecule: messenger RNA, 594 nt
Organism: Porites lobata
Lineage: Eukaryota; Metazoa; Cnidaria; Anthozoa; Scleractinia; Poritidae
Source: the annotation of a GenBank genome assembly
ACAACUCGAGCGCGAACAAAUUCAGCCUCUGGAUACAUUGUAGCGAGGAAUGCGUCUGAUCCGAGCAAAGAACCAGCCUUCAAUGAUUCACAGCUUACUCAGAAUGAAUCUACAGCUAGCAAUACUUUUGUUGGGUUAAAUCGCAGGAGAAAAAUCUCCCUUCCCACUCGGUUGCCGACGAGGCCAUCCCAGUUUCUUGAAGGUGGAGGGCGCAUUGAAUUGGCAAAACGAGAAGUCGACUUGGAUGCAUGCAUGCCUGUGUUUACAAAAGAAGCAACAGGGAGCAACCAGAAGCAAUCAACUACGCCAUUAGCAAAAACGGAAUUUAAUGGAUGGAUGUUUGAGGCCGAGGCACAAGGUAGUGAUGCCGUUCGCGAAGGACAUUCAGGAAGGCGAAGACGAGUAAGCCUACCUGUGUUGAAGGUGGAUCAGACAGACCCGCAGGAUUUUCCGAACAAUAAGUCCGUUCCUGGUAAUCAAAAUGGUUAUCUAUCGCCGACUUGGUCGUCUAGCUCUACUUCAAUUCCCCCAGUCAAAUAUGGUCCUUUAAUAAGCAAAAAAUCUAAUACACGCCAAUGGACGCAAAACUUUUGA